This is a messenger RNA of Peromyscus eremicus (cactus mouse), 1820 nucleotides long. Its product is annotated as serine/arginine repetitive matrix protein 3-like. Gene Ontology annotation, molecular function: mRNA binding. Lineage: Eukaryota; Metazoa; Chordata; Mammalia; Rodentia; Cricetidae. The record is from RefSeq and is a predicted model, not a curated record.
AUGCACUGUGACCAAGCACUGGAGAGCAGGUAUUCCGAGGAGGAGAUCCGGCAGAAGGUCGGGACCUUCCGGCAGAUGCUGAUGGAGAAGGAGGGAGUACUGACCAGGGAGGACCGGCCUGGGGCCCACAUAGUGGCAGAGACCCCGCGGAGGAUGGACGGCUGACCGGGCCUGGAGUACCCACCCUUCGAUGAGGACGACGGCCCGGUGGAUUGCAACUGCCCGGUCGCCUCCUACCGCGGGCACCGGGGGGCCAGGACCAAGCACUGGUCCAGCAGCUCCGCAUCGCCCCCUCCCAAGAAGAAGAAGAAAAAGAAAGGCAGUCAUCGGAGAAGCCGCAAAAAGAGGAGGCUAGAGUCAGAAUGCAGCUGUGGGAGUGCUUCCCCCCUGCGCAAGAAGAAGGGUGUAAAGAAGCACCGUAGAGAUAGGUCUGAUUCUGGGUCCCGGAGGAAGAGGCGAUACAGAUCUCGAAGCCUCAAGAGCAAAAGAAAAGAGAGAAACAAAGAACGCAAGAGGCCUCACACUGAAUCCCCAGGCCGGAGGGCUCACCACCACAGCAGCGUCAGUUCCCACUGCCCCUCGAUGACCUCACACUACAGCGAUUCCGGAUCACCCAGCAGGCUGAGCCCCAAGCAUCGAGAUGACGGGCGGAAGACGGGCAACCAGCGAUCCAGCGGGAACCGGUCGCCGUCCCCAUCGGGCGGCAGCGGAUGGGGGUCGCCCCAACAGAACGGAGGCAGCAGGCAGCGGAGCGGAGCGCACGGGGGCCGCCCCGGCUCGGCGCACAGCCCGCCCGACAAGCCUAGUUCGCCCCGGGCCUGCGACAAGGUGGCCGCCGCGCCCACGCCGCCCGCGCGUGGGAAAGACAGUCAGAGCCCGCGCUCCGCGCCAUCGUCGCAGGGCCGCGGGGGCCGCGCGGCGGGAGGGGCGGCCAGGCGCCGUCGCCGGCGGAGGAGGAGGCGGCGAUCGCGAUCCUCGGCCAACGCGCCCCGCCGCAGGGGACGCCGGCGUGCCAAGCCCGCGCCACCCCGGGGCUCGUCCCGCUCGCUCAGCGGGGCUCACUCCAGCAGCGAGUCGGGUGGCGGCGCCCCGGGUCCAGGGCCCGAACCGGGCUCGGAGAGAGGCCACAGCGGCCACGGGAAAAGGGCAAAGGAGCGACCCCCACGCGCGCGGCCCACAAGCACCUCGCCAUCUCCAGGCGCGCACGGCCGGCGGGGUGGCCCGGAGGGGAACAGCUCAUCACGCAGCCCCGGCCCCCAUCCGGGGUCCUGGAGCUCCAGCCGCUCACCAUCCAAAUCCCGCUCACGCUCCCCAGACAAAAGGACCCGCAGCCCCAGCCUCUCCCCGUCGCCCAAGAAACCUCUUGGCCGGGACAAGGACAGCGAAGGCCGUGCGAGGCAUGCCGAGGCUGAGGCCGCCCGCACCCGACGUCGCUCCCGCAGCUACUCGCCGAUCCGAAAGCGGCGCCGAGACUCGCCCAGUUUCAUGGAGCCAAGGCGCAUCACCAGUGCCCGAAAGCGUCCCAUCCCCUACUACCGACCCAGCCCCUCCUCUUCCUCCAGCUGCUUGAGCAGUGACUACUCCAGCCGGAGCCACAGCCGGAGCCCAAGUCCCGGCCACAGCCACGGAAGCUACAGCAGCCGCAGCCACGGGACUCGCAGCCGCUCAUGCAGCGCCUCCCGCAGCCGCAGUCCCAGCUACCACAGCAGCUCCGAGAGUGGGGGCUUCUAAGUCCAGACGGACCCAUCUGGGGUUAGGAGGCCCUGGCAAAAGGAGAGGCUGGGGCCCUGAGACCUGGGAAGGAGGGGUCUGUACCCCCA